Molecule: messenger RNA, 4666 nt
Organism: Thlaspi arvense
Lineage: Eukaryota; Viridiplantae; Streptophyta; Magnoliopsida; Brassicales; Brassicaceae
Source: the annotation of a GenBank genome assembly
CAGCCAACGGCUCUUAUCUUAAAAAAAAACCAGAAUUGUCUAGAACUUCCACACUCUUCACUCUCACCCUAUAAAUAUCCACAUUUCCCCCAGCGAUUCCUGUGAAAAGAAAUCUCUCGAAGGCUUUUACACGCUCUUGAUUUCUCUUGUAAUUUGACAUCUCUUAAUCCGAUCAGAAAAUGGAAGACGAUUUCGAUAUGCAGCUUCCGGCGGAGGAGCCGGAGGAGAUGGAUUUGGAUCUCGCCGACGAUGCUGAAUCGGCUCCUUACCUGAAAGUCGGUGAGGAGAAGGAGAUCGGGAAACCAGGACUGAAGAAGAAGCUUGUCAAGGAAGGUGAAAAAUGGGACACGCCUGAAAACGGAGACGAAGUUGAAGUUCAUUACACUGGAACUCUGUUGGAUGGGACUAAGUUCGAUUCAAGCCGUGACAGAGGAACUCCCUUCAAAUUUACUCUCGGCCAAGGACAUGUGAUCAAAGGAUGGGACAUAGGGAUCAAGACGAUGAAGAAAGGCGAAAACGCCAUUUUCACCAUCCCUCCCGAGCUGGCGUAUGGUGAAACCGGUUCGCCACCGACCAUUCCUCCGAACGCUACGCUUCAGUUUGAUGUGGAGCUGCUAUCGUGGAGGAGCGUUAGGGAUAUAUGUGGUGAUGGUGGGCUGUUCAAGAGAAUAAUCGUGGAAGGAGAAAAAUGGGAGAAGCCAAAGGACCUUGAUGAAGUGUUGGUCAAGUAUGAAGCUCGGCUUGAGGAUGGCACUGUUGUUGCAAGGUCUGAUGGUGCAGAGUUCACUGUCAAUGAGGAUGGCUUUGGGGAAAUCGGAAGACCAGCUUCUGAUGGUCUUCAAGCUGCGGUUCCACCGAAUGUGAGCCUCGAGAUUGAUCUUGAGUUGGUUUCUUGGAAGACUGUGGUGGAAGUAACUGAUGACAAGAAGGUCAUUAAGAAGGUAUUGAAGGAAGGAGAAGGAUAUGAUCGUCCGAAUGAAGGAGCAGUUGUCAAAUUAAAGUUGAUUGGUAAACUUGAAGAUGGAACUGUGUUUUUGAAGAAAGGUCAUGAAGAAGAUGAUGAGCCAUUCGAGUUCAAGACCGACGAAGAACAAGUAACUGAAGGGCUCGAAAGAGGUGUGAUGGGAAUGAAGAAGGGAGAGGUGGCACUAAUCACCAUUUCACCGGAAUAUGCUUUUGGUUCCUCUGAAACAAAGCAGGAGCUGGCUGUAAUACCGCCGAACUCAACUGUAUAUUACGAGGUCGAGCUGGUGUCCUUCAUCAAGGAGAAAGAGUCUUGGGAUAUGAACACACAGGAAAAGAUAGAAGCUGCUGGCAAGAAGAAGGAGGAGGGGAACGCACUGUUCAAGGCUGGAAAAUACGCAAGAGCUUCAAAGAGAUACGAGAGGGGUGUCAAGUACAUAGAAUAUGAUUCAACUUUCGAUGAAGAGGAGAAAAAGAAAGCAAGAGCUCUGAAGAUUGCCUGUAAUCUGAACAAUGCGGCUUGUAAGCUGAAACUGAAAGAUUACAAGGAGGCAACAAAAUUGUCCUCAAAGGUGUUGGAGAUGGAUAGUAGGAACGUGAAGGCGAUGUAUAGGAGAGCACAAGCUUACAUGGAGACGGCUGAUCUCGAUUUGGCUGAGCUUGAUAUCAAGAAAGCUCUUGAAAUCGAUCCUGACAAUAAGGAGGUGAAGAUUGAAUAUAAGAAACUGAAGGAGAAGGUGAAAGAGUACAACAGGAAAGAUGCUAAGUUCUACAGCAACAUGCUUGCGAAAAUGCUUGAGCCACACAAAGAAGCUCAGAAGGAAGAACAAGCGAUGAGUAUUGACGCCAAGGCAUGAGUUAAAGAAGCACUUAAAACUUAAAAGAGUCGCAUUGAUCCCAGAGAGUAAUAUAAAAUUUCUGUUUACCUUUUUUUUUGUAAACAAACUUGGUGUGUGUAACAGUUGGGAAAAUUCUGUUGGAACAAAACAGAUUUGUAAUAAAACAAGGAUACUCUCCAAGUUCUUAUAACUAUUUCUGCCGUAGCCAUUCAAAACAAUGAAUAAUGAAGGGAACUAGAGGGGGAAAGUAUACAAAUAGCCUGUGACUUUUGCACAUCAAAGCCAAGGUACGACUUUCAAGUGUCGUCGAUGACGUAUUGUAAGGAAUUGUUCUCAAGUAUCAACCUAGAAAUGACUGCUAAGCUUGCAGUGAUCUGAUCUUGGCUUCUUGUUCUUCAGAUGGUAAAGCUUUUGGAAGAAUGAGAAAAAAAACUUUCUAGAAAAACUAGCUGACCUGUUCCCCGAUCAAAUCUAGACCAACCACGACGAAAGUGAGUCCUUGGAACAAGAGGAAGUAGAAGUGUAUCCCUUGAGCUGACAAUAAGCUUCUUACGGAAGCUGCCAACAGAAUCAAUGCUAGCGCGAGUUCUGUUCUGUACAAUCGGUUCCUUUUGGUGUUCCCUGUUUUCUUCGCCGUUCCUAUCUUGCUAAGCUCGCUUAGCCCUGAAUCAGAGGAAGAUCUUUGAAUGUUUGUUGAACCAACCAGAGUUUCUGAUUCUCCGUAUGUAACUAGAUCGGCCUCAGAGGAUCUCCCCAGCUUUUUAGUGACUACCCACUCAUAAGAACUUCCAAACUUGAACAAACCAGAUAUCAUGGCCCCGAAUUUGGUUACAGACAUGGUGUUCUCGAACAGGAGAUACGGGACUAUGAAGGGGAAGGAUCGUGGAGCCGGGAUGAUGUUUAAGAUAGACAUGAUCCCGGGGAUGUAGCAGACAACCCAAGAUGGUAAGUUAGCUUCUGGGAAAAACAUCGUCAAUGGAAGAAUGACGCAGAAGAGUGUAAACGAGUAGAAUGGGAGGAUAAGCUUGCGCAGCAGGAAGAACAGGAAUAUCAUGUUUGCUUUCUUCAAAAAACUCACCUUUGAGCGAAGAAUGUCAAAGAAGCACAACCGAAACAACUGCAUUGGACCUGAAUGCCAGCGGUACUGCUGUUUCUUGUAUGCCUCAUACGACUCCGGAAGUUCGCAAAGACACUAUACAACAUUCAGAUAAAUAAACUUCCAUCCACAAAGAUGAGCACGGACGGCAAUAUCCAUGUCUUCAACUGUUGUUCGCUCCAACCAUCCACCACAAUCUUCCAACGCUUUGAUUCUCCACACACCAGCAGUUCCAUUGAAGCCAAAGAAGUUAAUGAAAACACCAUUCACCUGCUGUUCUACUUCAAAGUGAAAAGACAAGUUUAUGUUCUGCAGCCUUGUGAGUAGGUUUUCGUCUUUGUUCACGAAGGCCCACCGUGUCUGGACUAAAGCAAGAUCAUCAUUUCCCUACAAAAUGAGGAACAGUUUUCUUCAAGAAAUCUGCUGGCGGCUGAAAAUCUGCAUCAAAGAUUGCGACAAAGUCGUAGUCUUUUACAUACUCACAAUUCAUUGCAGCUUUGAGAUUUCCAGCCUUGUAGCCAGUUCGUAUGAGACGGUGUCUAUACAAAAUCCGGACACCCCUCUGUUGCCAUUUCUGUACUUCAGCUUUUAUAAGAAUCUGAACAUCUAACUCACUGGAAUCAUCGAGAACCUGCACAAGCAUUCUAUCCCUUGGCCAGUCAAGGACACAGACAGCUCCAAUAGACUGUUGGUAAACCUCCCUCUCAUUGCACAUAGGAAUCUGCACAAGGACCAUUGGAUAAUCCUCCGCACUCUCUCCUUCAGCGUCCGACUUCUCCGGGUACUCCAUAGAAGCCACUGGCUUUAUCCGACGGAGCUUGAUCCAGAAGCAUCCGAGAACGAGCACCAGACGGUCCAGCGACUGAAUCAAGAAGAGAACUAUGCAAACAUUCGUCAAACUCUGCAGCGGCGGUGCUAAAUAGGCGGCCCUAAUCUCCAGCCACCGUGCGUAGACCACCUCAACCGCCACCUCGGCAGAAGCCACGGAAGGAGGAGUGAAGUGCCAUCCUUUGAAAUAAGCGGCGAGCUCUAAACAGAGGAGGAGUAUCACAAGGACGAGGAAACAUUUGAUAAUACGGUACAAUCUAGCCGAGGAGGAAACGGAGGAAGGAGGAGAGUCGUUGGCAAUGCGGCGAUUAGCAGUGCGGAUAAGGAAAACGAAGGAGUUAGCGAUCCAAGCGAGGGAAGACGCAAAAUGUUGAAACUUGAGGAGGUAGUGCCAGGAGAGCUGCCGGGCGGUUCGAGACCGGAUCCGAUUCUUAUCCGGGUCAACGCCGGGUGUACGGAUUUCGACGGUGAGGAAGGCGGCGUCUUCGUCUACAUCGGAGGAGGGGUCGUGGGUCGUCUGUCGCUGUUUAUUCCACCAUUCUUGAAACUCUUUGUUCUGAGCUCGAGACAUUCAAUGGAAAAGGGGACACCGGAAGGAAUGGUGCAGAUCUAGGGAUCUGAGAAUCUGUGACGGAGGAGGAGGAGGAGGAGGAGAGGAGAUGAUUGGGCUUAAACUUGGUAAAAAAGGAAUGCGUGUUUCAUUAAAAGUGUCUAUUUUUAUUUACUUUUUUGAAUUGUGAAUAUUUUAGUAAUGUUCUGUUUCUGUUAGUAGUGCUGAGGGUGUAGGAGGGUUUCCAUUGGACAGAUCUCUCUCCUAUAUACACCACCUACUGAUGACGCUUGGACCCAUUUGGGCCAUUUAUGUAAUAUCCAAUGGGCUUAUUGAACUGUCAAAUUCGCCCAAAUUACAUUUGUUAAUUUGGACCCAUUAAGGCUCGAU